Molecule: messenger RNA, 3216 nt
Organism: Tripterygium wilfordii
Lineage: Eukaryota; Viridiplantae; Streptophyta; Magnoliopsida; Celastrales; Celastraceae
Product: MDIS1-interacting receptor like kinase 2-like
Exons: 5
Coding region: 1-3216 (1071 amino acids)
Biological process (GO): protein phosphorylation
Molecular function (GO): ATP binding; protein kinase activity; protein binding
Source: RefSeq, a predicted model, not a curated record
AUGGACUUUGUCUUUUCAACCAUUGAAGCUAUUUCUUUUUCAACAUUGCUUUGGGCAUGUGUCACAUGUGUGGUGCUCGAUGUCGUUGACAUCAAGAAAACAUACACAAUGAAGUCUAUUGCCUUCUCCCUUGUUUCCCUCUCAAUUUUCCUUUUGAUUACUUUGUUUCUGAUUGUUGCUUCUGAUUCUACAAAGGAAGCACAUGCUCUUCUCAGAUGGAAAGCCAGUUUUCAAAAUCAAACUCAACCUCUCUUGUCUUCAUGGUCCAUUCUCAAUUCAACCAACCUAACUCAUCUUGAGACUCUUGCGCUCAAUGAUAAUAAACUAAAUGGCUCAAUUCCUCAAGAAAUAGGCAAUGAGCUAAAGUCCCUCAUUGAGCUUCACCUGCACAAUAACUUUCUAGGUGGAGCCAUUCCAACUUCUUUGGGACUUGGUGAGCUCUCCAAGCUUGUCUUCUUUCAAUUGCAUAAAAAUAAGCUAAACGGUUCCAUUCCUCAGAAAAUAGGAAAUAUGAGCUAUGUUUCUCUUCUAGAUUUGAGCAAUAAUCAACUCAGUGGUCAAAUUCCGACAUCAUUUGAUGGUCUAACAAGUAUCACUUAUCUUUACCUAUAUAAUAACACUCUAUCUGGCAGCAUACCUAGAGAGAUUGGAAAAUUGAUGUCUCUUGUUCACUUGGAGUUGAGUAGUAAUCAACUUAGUGGUUCACUUCCAGCUUUCCUUGGAAAUUUGAGCAGGUUAGAGAUUUUGCAGCUCAAGCAAAAUUUAUUUUCUGGGUCCAUUCCUGAAGAAUUGGGAAAACUAAACACCCUUCUUCAAUUGGAUUUAAGGUUUAAUGAGUUAAAUGGUUCUCUUCCAACUUCAUUGGGGAAUAUAAACAACUUGGAAACUUUCAAUGUAGGCCAAAAUCAAUUCUCUGGAUCCAUUCCUGUAGAAAUAGGAAAAUUGGCGAACUUGGAAUUUUUGAGUGUAGCCCAAAAUCAACUCUCUGGAUCCAUUCCUGUAGAAAUAGGAAACUUGGUGAACUUGGAAACUUUCAGUGUAGCCCAAAAUCAACUCUAUGGAUCCAUUCCUCGGGGAAUGGAAAACUUGACGAGGUUGACAAAUCUUUUUUUGUAUGAAAACCUGCUCACCGGUCACUUACCCGAAAAUGUUUGUAAUAGCAGUCGAUUACUCCGGUUUGGAGUAAGCAGUAACCAUUUGGUAGGCCCAUUACCCAAAGACAUGAAAAACUGCACAAGCUUGAUUAGAGUCCGUCUUAAUGACAACCAACUAGAAGGAAAUAUAGAUGCUGACUUUGGAGUCUAUCCAAACUUGACCUUUAUUGAUAUCAGCUACAAUCGAUUUUUCGGAGAUAUCUUAGCUAAGUGGGGUCAAUGCACACAAUUAACUACUCUAUGGAUUGCUGGGAAUAACAUGAAUGGUAAUAUACCUCCAGGGAUUGGAAAUUGGACUCAGCUAUAUCGUCUUGACUUUUCCAUGAAUCAUUUGGUUGGGAGGAUCCCGAGGGAGUUGGGAAGGUUGACUAAUUUGCUGAAUUUGAGGUUGAACGACAAUCAUUUUUCUGGUGGUAUUCCUCCUGAGGUCGGAUCACUUACUGAUCUCCAAGUUCUUGACUUAUCAGGGAACAUAUUGAGCUCUAUGCCAGAUGGCAUUGGAGCUUUGUCGAAUCUUCAUUACUUGAAUUUAAGCUGCAACAAAUUCAGCCAAAGAAUUCCAAUUCCAAUUAGUUACUUAGUUCACCUUUCUCAACUUGAUUUGAGUCAUAACUUGCUUAUCAGAGAAAUACCAGCACAAUUCACCAAGUUGCAAGACCUGGUGACCUUAAAUUUCUCCUUCAAUAAUCUUUCGGGUCCUAUUCCAAAUAGCAAAGUAUUUCAAGGUGCUCCGGCGGAAGCAUUCCAAGGAAACAAAAACUUGUGUGGCAAUGUGAGUGGAUUGCAAGCAUGUCAACGGCCACACACGGAAGAUAGACAUGGUCCAACAAAGAGCAAUAAGAUUGUGUUUGUAGUUGUGUUUCCUCUCUUAGGAGCACUUGUUAUGUCAUUUGUAAUAAUUCUUGUGUUUCGUAAACUCCAAAGACGAAGGAAGGGCGACGCUAAGAAUGACAAGCAAUCAGUUACAAUAUCUUUGUUUGAUAGGACAGUGAAAUUUGAAGACAUCAUGGAAGCAACUAACAAUUUUGAUGUCAUGUAUUGUAUUGGGGAAGGGGGUCAUGGAACUGUCUAUAAAGCCGACCUUCCAUUAGGUGUUGUUGUAGCUGUCAAGAGAUUCCACUGUUUACUUGACAGUAGCAAUUCAGCAGAUCAAAAAGAGUUUUUCAAUGAGGUCAGCGCCUUAACAGAGACAAAGCAUCGAAAUAUUGUGAAACUCCAUGGCUUCUGCACACAUUCAAAAUACACAUUCUUAGUUUAUGAUUAUCUUCAGAGAGGUAGCCUGAUCAAAAUUGUAAGCAACGACGAGGAAGCGAAAGAAUUGGAUUGGUUUAGAAGGAUGAAUGUCAUCAAAGGUGUCUCUCAAGCAUUGUCUUACAUGCAUCAUGAUUUGUCAUUGUUAAUCAUUCAUCGAGACAUAUCGAGCAAAAAUAUUUUGCUAGACUUGGAAUACGAAGCUCAUGUUUCCGACUUUGGCACUGCUAAGCUUCUCAAGCAGGACUCAUCUAAUUGGUCAACACUAGUUGGAACACAUGGAUACAUUGCACCAGGUAAAUUUACAUCUUUAUGUUAUAUGGAAAACUUAAAUGUGACUGAAAAAUGUGACGUAUAUAGCUUUGGAGUGUUGACACUAGAAGUUCUCAAAGGGAGUCAUCCAAGCGAUAUCAUGUCAAGUGCAUCAUCUUCAUCUUCAUCUGUUACUCUACAAGUUAGACUUAAUGAUUUGUUAGACCAGCGCCUUUCACCUCCACGAUACAAGGUUCCUGAUAAACUGAACCGCAUCAUGGAGGUGGCCGUUUCAUGCUUAGAUCAUCGUGGCUUGCCGGACUUCCGAUUCGAACCCUUUGUGGAUGGUCUAAUUACACCUUUGGAUGCUGAUGCCAGUCAAGGCAUUAUAGCAGUCUGUGCGUUCACGGCAUUCACAAUCAAAGCAGCUGCAAGACUUGAAAUCCCAAUUGGGGUGGAACUGGGUGUACUUGAGCGUGUGAUUGUAGGUGCCUAUGCUUUGUUGGCCAUUCUCCAGCGAUCAACAGACAACUUCCGAUUUUCGUGCUCUGUUCAUUGA